AUGUUACUCCCUAACGCUUCCGGUGUAGCGACACGGGGAGACGACGCUGCCGUGAUUCUAAUGUUUGUUUGUUUUCAGUUUUUAGGCUAAAAUGAUGCUAAGGUUAAUCAUAUUCGUGUAAAUUUGGGGAAUAUUAUGUUAAUGUAAUUGCGUUCGUGUUCGUGUUCAUAACGCCUCUUAUUGGGCAGCAGCGGGGCUGUACGUCAACUUUAACCUUGGCGUGCAUGACUGUAACGUAAGGUUUUUUUUGUGUUUGGUGAUUAUACCGAAUAAGUAAUACAACAUGUCAGGUGUCUGUCGCGGUUUGAGCGCUCUCCCAGUCAAGAUCUUGGCAGAAGCGUCACUUUUUUCACCCUGCCCACGGUUUGUUCCAGCACGCAGCCGGUUCACCAAAGCAAGAAUCCCAAAAGAGCUGUUUGAGGAGAGAUCAAAAGAACAUGAGAAAUAUGGGGGGGAUCCAGACCAACCUCAUAAACUGCACAUCGUGACGCGAGUCAAAAGUGUGAUGCGAAGACCGUAUUGGGAGAAAGAAAUUGUGAAACACCUUGGGCUUGGAAAGGCACACACACCUGUAAUUCACAAAAAUACACCUGCAGUCAAUAGCCAACUGAAGUUUGUCAAGCACCUCGUCAGGAUCCAGCCGCUGAAGACACCCUCUGGACUCCCUGCCGAGCAGGACAUGGGUGACACCUACAUCAACAGCAAAGGAGAGUUGAUAGUCCGUCGCCUCCUCCAUCCUGUAGAGCCCAAGGCCAUUGAACCGUAGCGCCACAUUCAUUCAUAUUAAUUACAAUUCAAGUUGAUCAUACGUGCAAUUAAAAUCCUUCUGCUCCAUAACUCCCUGUUUUGGUUUAAAUACAGAAAACUUAUUUGUUAUUUGUCUUGAAUGGGUUCUGAAAACAAAUUAGACUCCUAAAACUUAGACCUCCAUAGGAAUGUAGAUUGCUAUUCCUACACAGCUGCUUAUUGUAUAGACUUAAAAGAACCCCCCGGAGGUUUAGAGGUUUCUAUUGGGAGGGGUACCUGCAUGUCAUUGGGACAGUGGGAGGAAACCAGAGGAUCUGGAGAAAACCAGCUAGUCAAGAUGGUAGUGCGAUGGUGGUGCAUGGAGUAGUGUGAUGCGCUCGGAGCUGCAAGGUUGGUGCAACACGGCUGCUCCAUGUCCCAUGUCGAAGUGUCCCUGAGCAAGACACCUAACCCCAAAUUGCUCCCCAGGCAAAAUGUAACGCAUGGGUUAUAAUGCAAUGUAAGUCGCUUUGGAUAAAAGUGUCAGCUAAAUGACAUGUAAUGUAAUGAUUUGGUGCUGUAAGUUGCCGCAUGUGGGCGGUCUGUGAAUUUAAAUCUGCCUCAUUGACCUUUUACUUCUGUUUAAAGUUAAUUCAUAUUAUCUCCAUUUGUGCUGGGCUGUAUUCAGAAUAAUUGUUUUACAAAAAAGGGGUCUGAACAGGAAAUGGAGUUGGGUUGCAUUGAGGAAAUAUUUGGUACUGCUAUCAUCCACGUCACCGACUAGAACGCAAUAUGCUGGAUUCUAUACAAAAAAGGACAACAAUUUAGCAAUUCAUUUUAUUACGUCAAACUUAAGUAAAUAUUAUGUAAAAAUAUAUAUACCUGUGGUGGUAAUCAAAAGUAUUUCAUGCUCGUUUGUGAUAAGGUAUUUAUUCCGAACUAACAAAGGAAAAUUAAACAUAAGUACAGAGCAAUUCAUGGCCAAAUUCAGCUGAAAAGGGUAAGUUGACAAAGCUUAUUGGUGUCGAGAAAUGCUUGACUACACAUUAGAGACGUCCAUGUUGUCCAAUUAUGACGACCUUGCACAAAGGAAUGCACGCUUAAAAUCUGUUCCGGCUGUAAAAACACAGACC
Molecule: messenger RNA, 1859 nt
Organism: Pungitius pungitius (ninespine stickleback)
Lineage: Eukaryota; Metazoa; Chordata; Actinopteri; Perciformes; Gasterosteidae
Gene: mrpl30
Product: mitochondrial ribosomal protein L30
Exons: 5
Coding region: 284-766 (160 amino acids)
Biological process (GO): translation
Cellular component (GO): large ribosomal subunit; mitochondrion
Molecular function (GO): structural constituent of ribosome
Source: RefSeq, a predicted model, not a curated record